AUGCAGUGCAGCAACGAUCUGCGGCCGUUUCAGCGCAACUCCCACGACAUGGUCUGUGGGUGCCGCCACCCGGAGGGGGGCGAUGCACCGCCGCCCGUGGAUGAACCCCUGACGACGACGUCAACUACCACGCUGCCCGCCACGACCCUGACGACGACGUCAACUACCACGCUGCCCGCCACGACUACCAUGGCUUCCGUUCCGCUGGAGCAGCCUGCCAAUUUGCGUUGUAAGGAGUUUUCGGGGUGGCCGCGCAAGGACGGGGACGCGGAGUGCGGGACGUGCAGGCACAUGGCGCGCGUCGGCGAAGACGCCCAGAGCUGUGCGGCCUACUGCGCCACGUUCCGGCAUGCCUGCUUCUACGCCGCCGAGAGCAGGGCCGAUCCGGACGGGCGGCUGCGCUGUGAGGUGGACCGAGAGCUCCAGUGCGACGAGGACAUGCCGCUCCUCCCAACCAGCUCCAAGGGCAUGAUCUGCGGCUGCCGGGCGCUGGAGGAGGCAGAAGGAGCCCCCCAGGAGGAGGAGGGCCCCCUGCAGGCGCAGCAGGAGGCAGAAGGGGCCCCCCAGGAGGACGAGGGCCCCCUGCAGUGCUUGGACUUCUCCGCCUGGCCCUCGGCAGCCGGCACCGCCAGCUGCGGGGUCUGCGUGCAGCGGGUCUCGCUCCGGGAGCCCGGGGAGCGCCGCAGCUGCGAGGCGUACUGCAGCAGCUUCGGGCACGCCUGCUUCUCCGCCGCGGAGGCGGCAGACCAGGCGGGCUGCGGCGUGGGGCGAGAGCUCCGGUGCGCCGACGGCAUGCCAGAGGACGCUGCCGCAGACCUGCUCUGCGGGUGCCGCCUCCUCCAGGACAAGCCCACGGUGGCUCCGCCGAACAACGACGAGCCCACCGCCGCUCCGCCCAGCGGUGGCCCGCCGCCGGGCGCGGGCCCCUGCGCCGACACGCCCGGCUGGGCGAACGGCGACGACAGCUGCAUCCGCGAGGGCUUCGGCCCAGAGCAGGGCUGCUCAGACCGCGGGUGGACGUGCGAGGCCUACGCGAGGCACACACCGCAGGCCUGGUGCGUCGACGGAGCGGUGGUGCCGGGCAUGGAGACGGCCCUCGGAGAGGUGCACGGCUUCCCGGAGCAGAACUGCUGCGUCUGCGGGGGGGGAGAGAAGGCCCCUCCCCCUGCCGCUCAGCAGCUCGACGCCAGAGGCGACCCUGCUGCCCAGGCGCAGAGCAGCUAA
Messenger RNA from Prorocentrum cordatum, 1224 nucleotides. The record is from the annotation of a GenBank genome assembly. NCBI's taxonomy places the organism in Eukaryota, Dinophyceae, Prorocentrales, Prorocentraceae.